AUGUCGGACAGUGACUUGGAGAUGGGCGACGACGAUGUGGAGCAGUCGGAGCUGGAGCAACAAUUUCGCCUGGCCACCAACCAUGUGACGGCCAAGGCCAAUGUGUAUGCGGCCAAGGAUCUGCUCGAACUCUACGGCCUCUAUAAGCAGGCCACCGAGGGCGUUUGCCACACGCCACGCCCCUCGAUGUUGCAGAUGCAGGCACGCAGCAAAUGGUCAGCUUGGCAAGCGCUAGGCGAGAUGACAAAGCCAGAGGCGCAAAGCGCUUACAUAGCCAAGCUGCGCAGCAUCGACGAGGACUACGAGGGGGACAGCAAACAGAAGACGCCUGGACGCUUAAAUGGUUGGGUGGUGCACAGCAUUGAAUCGGUGCCCGUGGAGGAGCAAUCCAAGCCGGAGCAUCUGAAGACCAUUUUCGAUCAUGUGAAGGAGAACAAUUUGCCACGUUUGCGUGAACAACUGAAGCCAGGGGCUGAUCUCACUCCGCUGGACGAGCAAGGCAUGGCGCUGUUGCAUUGGGCCACCGAUCGCAAUGCCAUCGAGAUCAUUCAAUAUCUGGUUGAGUGCGGGGCAAAUGUGAAUCAAUUGGAUGCGGAACAACAGACGCCGCUGCAUUAUGCAGCGAGCUGUGGCCAUGUGGAGGCGUUACGCUAUCUCUUGUCCUCCAAUGCGGAUCUGGAGCUGCGCGAUGCCGAUGGACAGACGUGUCUGGAUGUCGCCGAGGAUGAGCAGAUUUGUGCCAUGCUGCAGGCGGCGCUGCAGCUGCGCAACACUUGAGUGCGGGAGAUUUGUGCAACAUUUUCAAUUGUAUAUUAUAUUCUUUUCUUUUUAUUUUUGUGUGCGAAAUUAAAACGUAAUCGUAGCUGUUGAAAA
Molecule: messenger RNA, 873 nt
Organism: Drosophila albomicans
Lineage: Eukaryota; Metazoa; Arthropoda; Insecta; Diptera; Drosophilidae
Gene: anox
Product: acyl-CoA-binding domain-containing protein 6
Exons: 1
Coding region: 1-777 (258 amino acids)
Molecular function (GO): fatty-acyl-CoA binding; protein binding
Source: RefSeq, a predicted model, not a curated record